Messenger RNA from Papilio polytes (common Mormon), 1206 nucleotides. Its product is annotated as probable serine/threonine-protein kinase DDB_G0280133. NCBI's taxonomy places the organism in Eukaryota, Metazoa, Arthropoda, Insecta, Lepidoptera, Papilionidae. Bases 1 to 1206 code for a protein of 401 amino acids. The record is from RefSeq and is a predicted model, not a curated record. The transcript has 2 exons.
AUGAAGGACGAGUUCGACUUAGAGAUAUCUGGAGCAACACAGCAAGCUGUAUUUAGGCCGCGUGCGGAUAUCGCAACGCAUCCUCACAAGCAGCACCUGGCGGCGCGCCAAGCUGCGGCGUCCAGCGACUAUUUGGAUUCAUCUCCAAAAUCUGGUGGCGUGGUGCAACACGCAACAAAUGUUGCCGUGGCUCACUCACCCACAUUGCUACAACCCGCGCCGCCGACGCUGCCGGCACCUGUUCUUCACCUGCAGCCAGCUCAACCUACAGUCCAUCUGCAGCCUACUCAGCCAUCGACCACUUUAGACCACGAAGGCUGGUCGCCAGUCACAACGCAAGCUCAAGACUUUACUCCAACUCACUCCCCGGAAGCGCAUUUUGCUCAACCCCAACCCCAUCACCAGUUUACGCAGGAGCAGGGGACUCAAGUAUAUGAGCACCAUACGGGUGGUGGCCAGUACGAUGAUCUCCACGACCAGCUGCAGCACCACAUUCAGCAGCAGCUCGAGCAGACGCAGUACGGGCAUCACCAGCUCCACCACCAGCACGCCGCGCUGCAGCCUGGGCAUGAGUAUGGUGUGCCAGAGCAAGACUUCUCCCAGCAAAACACCGACUACUCUUACCACGGACAAGAGUAUGCCCCACACGACCAGCAGUACAUACCUAAUGACCAGCAAUAUACUCAAAACGACCAGCAUUAUCUUCAAUACGGGCAGCAGUUUGGACAUCAAGAUGAACAAUCUAUUCAAAAAGAUCAGCAAUUUCCUCAAAACGACCAACAAUUCGGCCAGAACGACCAACAACAUGAUCAGCACUUCGGCCAACAUGAUCUCCAAUAUGCACAAAACGACCAGCAAUUUGGACAACAAGACCACCAAUUUGCACAACACGACCAACAAUUCGCACAACACGACCAACAAUUCUCGCAACACGACCAACAAUUCUCGCAACACGACCAACAAUUCGCACAGCACGGCCAACAAUACGGGCAACCCGACCACCAAUACGCGCAACAUGACCAACAGUUUUCCCAGCCCGGUCACGAGUACGAGGUAGGUCAGCAGCCGGCGGCGGACUACGGGCUGCCGCAACAGGGGCUGGAGGGGCGGGAGGGCGAUGCGUCGCAGCCAGCUCAGCAAUACCACAACCACAUCCCCCUCGGCCUGCAGCCCCCCAUCAACGAGCCACUCGACCACUUCCGGUAG